AUGUGGCACGAAGCCCGACGGCAGGAGAAAAUCCUGCGUACGACGAUGAUCGAUCAGUCAAAAAGAGCUGAAAGAAAACGGAGAUACUUUGAGAAUGUGAGAAAAGAUCCAGAACAAUUCAUGCAAAUUCACGGGCGAAAAGCACAAGUUCAUGCUGAUUUAGGGAUCGCUCGGGCAGCUGAAGACUCCAAUAUUCUGCGGCCAUGGCAAGGGGAUUCGUCAAUUACAAUCGACAGAUUUGAUGUUCGAUCACAUCUUUCUAAAAUGGAUUUAAUGGAUGAUGACGAUAUUAUUCCAAAAAAGAAACAAGAAAUCGUUGAUGAGAAAGAGCAGAUUGUAACUGAUUUUGAACGCUAUCGUGUGCUAAUCAUCAAUGACUACAAAGGCGUGUCAGAGAAAAGUUACCUGAAAAAGAUAGCUGAUCGUGAAUUUUGGUACGCUGAAAAAGAACAUUCGAAAAAGUUAGAAGCUGAAAAGAAGAAGAAAUCAGCCGAGAAAAAAUCUAUGAUUGGGUUCAGUUACGAAGAUUCAGAAGUUGUUAAAGGCGGAAAAACGGACAAAGGAAACUCGGAUGAAGAAAGCGAAGAUGAAGAAAUAGAUGACAUGCAAGAUUUAGACGUCGACCUUGACACAUCAGUUUUGACUCCGGAGACACAACGAACAGUGAAUAAAAGUGGAGAAGAGUUCGGAGUUAGACGCGGUCUUUUCUGCGCUCUUCUUAAGGCAGAUCAGCAAGCGUUACGCGACGCUGCACAACUCAAACAGAUUGAUCGACAAAAAGCGCAGCUCUCUGGCCGGGAAUCAAAACAUGAGCGAAUGCUCCUUCGUCAGCAACGUCAAGCAAUUGUCGGAAAGAAAGGAAUGGUUGUUUCUGAAAACGGCGCCACUGCCACUCUCUUGGGAUUCAUCAAUCAAAGUCAGAAAAAAUCGAAAAUCGAUGAGAUGAUAAAAGAUAUGGAAGGGAGUGAUAAUGACGACGAUCGCCGUGCCAAAGCGGAAUUUAUCACCACGUUUGGAGGAGGAGCAGAUCGUGAUAGUGAUGAUGAAGUUAAAAAAGAAACUGUUGGACCGGAACUUCCAUCGGAAGAGUAUCGAAAAAUUCUAAAACUUUCACAAAAUCGUCGAAAAGAUGAUGAUGAUAAAGUUGAUUGGGAAGUCGGUCAAGAACUAGAUCACCUCCGAGAAGAAGCAGGUCGAGAUCCAGAGAUCGUUAUAGACGUCGAAGAAGUGGAUCCAGACGGAGAAGUACAUCCAGAAACAGAAGAAGUUCUAGAGACCGUAAAAGAAGUCGUUCACGUGAUCGUCGUAGAAGCUCCAGAGAUAGAAAGCGUAGCCGAUCGAACGAUCGAAAGUAUGAGUCCACGAGAAGGCGUUAUAAAAGCCGAAGCACGAGUAGAAGACGUCACAGAAGUCGAAGUUCCAGCAGAAAACGUCAAAGAAGCCGAAGCAACAGUCGGAAACGGCAACGAUCCAAUGAACGUCAUCGUGAUCGAUCAAGAGAAGACAGAAGUGAAAGAAAAAGACGAUCAGGAAGUAAGGGAAAAAGCGAGAGCGUGA
This is a messenger RNA of Caenorhabditis remanei, 1557 nucleotides long. RefSeq lists its product as uncharacterized. Lineage: Eukaryota; Metazoa; Nematoda; Chromadorea; Rhabditida; Rhabditidae. The record is from RefSeq and is a predicted model, not a curated record. The coding region runs from base 1 to 1557 and encodes 518 amino acids. The transcript is spliced from 6 exons.